AUGGGUGGUGAUUUGAAGAAAAUUGAGGUUGUUGGUGAAUAUUUGAUUGAGUUAUGGAAGAGUGUGGGAAUGAAUCUUGAAGGGGGUCAAGUGGAAUUUCUGUGGUCUUCAAAAGAGAUUAACUCUAGAGCUCAUGAAUACUGGCCUCUUGUUAUGGACAUAGCUCGAAGGAACAAGCUUCCACGGAUCAAAAACUCUCUUUCUUCUGCUAAAAGGAUCAACAUGCUCCCUGGUUUGCAGGAAGGUCAAGAGAAGAUGUCAAAGAGUGACCCCUCUUCUUCUAUCUACAUGGAGGAUGAAGAGGCAGAUGUAAAUCUCAAGAUAAAGAAGGCUUUUUGUCCACCGAAGGUUGUAGAAAAGAAUCCAUGUCUGGAGUACAUCAAGUAUAUCGUCAUCCCUUGGUUUAAUGAGUUCAAAAUUGAGCGAAGCGCUGAGAAUGGUGGCGACAAAUGUCCUCCUGACUCAUUUAAAUUUGAUAUGCAGCAGGUACGUGAUCAUUUUAAGAAUGAUCAGAAAGCCAAAGAUCUUAUGAAAAGGGUGAAGAGUUUCAAGCAACACGGUAAUUUCCAGAGUGAUGUCUAUGUGCAUCUCUCGUCCUCUGCGAUACAUGUCGAUGUUUUCCACGAAAUUUCACCGGAUUUUACUCCCACCAUCUGUCUUCCUCUGUAUCUUCUAUGGAAUUUUCUCCGUGAGCUUCUGCUGGAAAUCAUCGAUUUUCUGUCUCUAUCAGUGUAA
This is a messenger RNA of Nicotiana attenuata, 735 nucleotides long. RefSeq names its product tyrosine--tRNA ligase 1, cytoplasmic-like. NCBI's taxonomy places the organism in Eukaryota, Viridiplantae, Streptophyta, Magnoliopsida, Solanales, Solanaceae. The transcript has 7 exons. Gene Ontology annotation, biological process: tRNA aminoacylation for protein translation. The coding region runs from base 1 to 735 and encodes 244 amino acids. Gene Ontology annotation, molecular function: tyrosine-tRNA ligase activity; ATP binding. The record is from RefSeq and is a predicted model, not a curated record.